GGUUCCUGGCCCCCUAGGACCACAAAGCAACGCUGAAAGAGUGAUGACAAAUCACCACCAUACUGUACAUUGCGUUGUUUGCUGACCGAUGUUGCUUUUGCUAUCGCAGUCCCACACCUGUCACUGUGUGAGUGACGGUGUCAGCUUUGGUGGUGUCUUUCUGCAGCGAGAAAGUCACAUUGAAAAGGAAGUCACCUUUAUGACACGAAAGAAGUAAAAGACGAGGCCCAAAGCAGCCGAAGACUGCUAUUUGCAGCAGCAAGUCGUGUAGCUACAUGUAGAUCUACCAUGAUCACAGACACAGGUACUGAGCCUGAGGUAGCUAUGAUGUACCGGUACGUAUACUUCAAUGCGAAGUAGUCAACAUUUGUAACAGAUCGUAGCGUGACGGUGACCAACAUACAAAGGAGGUGCUCACGGAUGCAAUGUCUGAGUACCAGUUUUCGGAUUGCUUGGACGACCUUCCCAGGCUACAGCGAAGCAAGCCUCUUGUUGCUGCCAAUUCUCGGCCCUCGUAUCUCCGCACCAAUAAUCUUGAAGCUGACCAAUCGAAGCUCAAGUCACUCGACCUCGAUGUAUACUGGAAGGAGUUUGAAGUUGUUCGAGAGUCUACGGCUGAGGCAUCAGCAUCAGAGGAGACAGAUGAAGCACACAAUGAGCCACCACCAGGUGGUGUAGAUAGCUGCGAUGAGGAGAAAGCAUGGCUCAUGCAAGCUGGCCUUGGUGAAGUUGCCUCCCAACUGCAAGAUAAUCAAAUUGUCGAUAUUGACAACGUCAAGAAAGAAACAAGCAAGCUCAAUUUCACUAACCAACAGACAGCGGCUGUAGUGCGUCGAGUGACGCGUGCCAAUACAGCGAUCCAGAAGUGGAAGGCGAAAACGACGGGCCUGCAGGACAGCGGCAAUUCUCGGAGUAAUUCUCGGCUGACGCCUGGAGAACCUGGUAGUCCGGAAGGAGGUGGGGCCGAGCUUGUCCUUACGCCGUCGGGUGAUAACUUAAUGGACGAAGACGGCGACUUCCUCAUCUACGGAUACGAGACGGAAUCAGCACGAGACUUUGUGACUCUGCGAGCGGACCCGGCAGGCAUAUCCAUGAUUGAGGACUUCAGCGCGGAUGAUUGUACGAACCUGCGGCGCAUUGCACUGAUUGAGCUGACUGCUGUACUGGACAAGUUCAACAUUUCCGUCCGGCCACUGCGGCAUCGGAAAGUGAAAAAGAACGUCUCAUCAAAUGAACAUGCCAUACUAGGUGUACCGCUCACGACGCUACUGGAACGAGAUCAACUCGUGGAUCCGAGCGCAAGGAUCCCGUUCUUCGUAACGCAGAUCUGUGAAUUUAUGGAGGAGAAUGGCUUGGAGAAGGAGGGAAUCUUCCGCGUACCAGGGAACUCUGCAAAGCUCAAGAGAUUACGAGAGGAGAUGGAAUCGGGCCCGAUCCGCUCGUUUUCCUGGGAAGGUCGGGGAGUGAAUGACGCUGCCACUUUCCUCAAGCAGUUUUUGCGGGAGCUGCCCAUUCCUCUUCUAACGUUUGAGUACCUUAGUCUAUUCACAGUUGCCGAGAAUCUGAAAUCCAGAAAACUUCAGCUCAAGGCAUUCAACUUGUUACUGAUUCUUAUACCCGAUGUUCACCGCGAGGUUUUAAAGCGGCUCCUCGAGCUAUUCAAUAAGGUAAUAGAUCACGAGGAGAGGAACAAGAUGGGUGUCAACAACGUUGCCAUGAUCGUCGCCCCCAAUUUGUUCUGCAAGCUGGAGCAGAUGACUGGAAACGCCGAGGCAGAAGUCAGAUUUGCCGCCGGCUCUUCGCAUGCGGUCCGCUUCCUGAUCACGUUUGCGCCGAUUCUGUUUGCGGUUCCCAGUUACAUGGUGAGGCAGCUGCGGCAGCUAACAGACGUAGAAGGCAUCAAGGGGAGAAAGCCCAAAUCAACCAAAGAGGUACAGCGGCUCUUGAAGAAGGAGGCGAAGCGAGAGAAAAGUUAUUCAGGCAACUCCCUAACUGAAUAUCGAUCUUCGUUUGAUGGCAUUGAUGGACCUUCUAACGAAUCCGCAACAAGUUGUGUAAUCAAGGUCUUAUCGCCAGAGUACCUGAAGGUCAGUAUGGCUAUGGAGAUCCAUGACGGCAUGACGGCCAGUGGAGUGCUGGACCUCUUCAAGAAGAGACAGACAGGUGCGGGGAGUGACACAGAAUGUGACAACAAUUCAGGUUCGGAAGAGCCAUUGGAUCGGUUGCAACAGCAUCUCUUCCCGACUUCGCCAUUAGGAUCAAGACAGCACUCACCGCGCUCAUCCGUCUCGUUGCAGUGCGACCCAAGACAGUAUCGGUCACGUACGGGCAGUGUUUCACUCGCCGAGACAGUCACGGGACUCUGCGAUCAGCUAGCCGAUGCAGACCUUUACGAGUCUGGCGGCAAUGUCCAUGAGCGCAAGCUUCGGGCAGACUUCGACAUCAUGGCCAUACGUCGUAUCAACCCCAGCGCCCAGUGGGUGAUCAGAAAGCGGCAGCGAUCUCCCGUCAACACGUGACAUGCUGCUGAGACCCGAACAACAGAGCCAGGUGCUUUGCAUUGAUAUUUUCUUUUCUUAUAGACCAAUUGCACAUACUAUUGCUGAGCACAAUGAGAUUUAGGUAAGUCACUACGUUGCUGUCUGUCUCCUAUCAUUUUGUUUUGUCUCUCAUACGCAAAACUCUUUUAUCUCUGGCUUUUCGACCCCAUCAUAAAACUGUAGUCGUCUAUUCAUGAGAAACCUUGACAUCUGCUAUAUGGAGAAGUACAGAGCUAGGCGAAGCCAUCUUAUUUCGACUUAUUUGAGCUCCGGUGAGUGUGAGCCCUGCCGCUGCGGGUGCUCGUGCUCCACUCCUAGCUAUGGCUCCCAUCAACUUUUAAUUUAUUCUGUAGCACGUAAAUUCCCCUCCCAGCACGGACCGGACACCGUAUUAGAAUUUGGAAAAUUCAUCGCCCGCCUAGUUCCGACUGUUGAGUGUGUUAUACAGUUCUAUUAUUACUACUUUGACGUACCUCUUAUUAAUAAAUCAAACUAAUUAUUAAAUUUAUCGCUAGGAUUUCUCCAGUGGACAGACCACUCCUUUCCUCUUACUAUUUCCUCUUCUGGAAGCCCUGUUGAUUCGCCAUGUUAUAGUCUGUUAGAUACUUUAUCAUCCUGUUUGCCUCUCACUCAAGACUUAUGAGUGGAGCUCCAAACCGGCAACUAUAGUAUAUUGUUAUUCGAG
Molecule: messenger RNA, 3225 nt
Organism: Sycon ciliatum
Lineage: Eukaryota; Metazoa; Porifera; Calcarea; Leucosolenida; Sycettidae
Product: rho GTPase-activating protein 18-like
Exons: 18
Coding region: 426-2519 (697 amino acids)
Biological process (GO): signal transduction; regulation of actin filament polymerization; regulation of small GTPase mediated signal transduction
Cellular component (GO): cytoplasm
Molecular function (GO): GTPase activator activity
Source: RefSeq, a predicted model, not a curated record